AGAUGCAGCAUGGAAUAGGCCCUUCAGCUGACUAUCCACGCCAUACAUAAACUACUGAUUUACAUUAAUUAUCUAUUAAUUCCUUGUAUUGCAUUUAAAUUUGUUUUUAGUUCUAUUUAGUUCUUUUAGCUCAUAGUAGAUAUAUUUAAGAAAUAUUUUGACAGUUGGUUAAGACAGAGGUGUGAAUUAUCUAUCUGCUGUUUGUUUUUGUUUUUUUGCCCCAAACUUGUCGACGGGGCUAACUCUGGCCUUCCCACAGGAUGGAAUUUACUCCGACAUUUGUUAUGGAUAAUUUGUUCUCUUCCAACAUUGCAAAUCUCACUUUACCAAUUGGUGCAUGUGACAAUAAAUGUAAACUUGAAACUUGAAAUUGCCUUUGAACUUAUUGUUAACACACAAGUUAUUGACAAUUAAUAUAUAUUUGUAUUUUUUUGUAUUUAAAUGAUAAUUGUUUCGAUGGUUUCAUUGGGCGUUGGAAGGCACCCAUGAAGAGCUGAUGCAGAAUAUAAUAUAUGGAAUUUAUUUUCAUUUCCAUGAUAUUUAAAGUGUAUUUUUUCCUCUCCAGGUUCUCCCUUUGUAAAUGCCAUUAUUCACAAGGGUUUUGAUGAAAGGCAUGCUUACAUUGGAGGGAUGUUUGGAGCUGGUAUUUAUUUUGCUGAAAAUUCAUCCAAAAGUAACCAGUAUGUGUAUGGAAUUGGUGGUGGCACAGGUUGUCCAACACAUAAAGAUAGGUCCUGUUACAUUUGUCAUAGGCAAAUGGUGUUCUGUCGUGUUACGUUGGGCAAAUCAUUUUUGCAGUUCAGUGCAAUAAAAAUGGCUCAUGCACCACCUGGUCACCAUUCUGUCACUGGUCGCCCUAGUGUAAAUGGAUUAGCAUUGGCAGAAUAUGUUAUUUAUAGAGGCUUACCCAGAAUAUUUGAUAACCUACCAAAUUAUGAAGCCAGAAAACUCAACUGAUUGAUGGACAAAUGGGGUUUGGUACAUGUACAGUAAGCCACAAAAUACGUCCAAUGCACUCCAACUUGUGUAUUUGUUUUCUAUGUGUAAAUGUUACAUUUUUAAAACCAAAAAAACACAUUUUAAUUGUGAAAUCCGUGGCUUUGAUACUGUACAAAAUAACUUUAUGGAUUUACCUACCCAUAUUUUAGCACUUUAAUAGAGCCAUCCCAAAAUAAUUUGUCUUUGUUCUUGGAGAAGUUGUGUAGUUAUUUGAACAAAAUUGUAUUGAUGCAUUUGAUUGGUUUUGUACUUCAAAGUGAUCCAUCCUGAUAUUCCUUGAAGUCUAUAAAAAAAUUACAUAUCAAUCAUCAUAAUCUUCAUCACAUUUAAUGUCGCCAUGCGUUUUCAUUGUAAAAACAAUUGUAAAUAAGAAUGUUUUUUGUAUUGCUUUGAUAUCUUAUUUACACUGCUUGCAUCACAUGCAUGUGCUGUUCUCGCAAUGCAAGGAAGGACAGCCUACCUUUACAACCUGGUCUACUGAAGAUCUCACCAUGCCAGGAAGCAUCAGAAUUAAAAGUCCAAAAACUAUGCAAGGUUUGGUAUAAGCAGUAUAUCAUUGUUGGCUGCACUUAUUCAAAAUGGCUUGCUGAAGUAAAGUCCCAUGGUGGAUUAAUGUGUAUGUAUCGUAUAUUUUUAUGUUUGCAUAGCAUGUAAAAUAAUCCUGUAGUCUUUGUGGUGCUUUUACAAGGAUUUGUAACUUGCAAUGCAUUUUAAGUAAUAUUUCUAAGACUUUUAUAGAAUUAUUGUAUUGCAAGUGAAACCUACUCAUAAAAAAUUUCCAUCUAAUAAAGACUAAAAUACAUUACAUUUCAUUUCAA
Molecule: messenger RNA, 1817 nt
Organism: Leucoraja erinaceus (little skate)
Lineage: Eukaryota; Metazoa; Chordata; Chondrichthyes; Rajiformes; Rajidae
Product: poly [ADP-ribose] polymerase tankyrase-2-like
Exons: 3
Coding region: 631-957 (108 amino acids)
Molecular function (GO): NAD+ poly-ADP-ribosyltransferase activity
Source: RefSeq, a predicted model, not a curated record